AUGAUAUUGAACACUGAAAUGGUUGUAGUUAUUUUGAUCAUUUGGGUGAUUUCUCUUUUGGUUGUAUAUAUGCUGUUUCUAAUGUGCUUGGAUCCUCUGCUUAACAAACGCAGUACCACUUAUGAAGAGCAUACAAAUGAAGAAGUUAAUCUGGAUGAGCCAAUAGCAGCUAUGCAGCGACCACGUACUUCAAGUACAAAUGUUUUGAACAGAGUCGGCCAGCAGCAAGAUAGAUGGAAGCGGCAAGUGCAAGAACAGCGCCGAAAUAUCUAUGACAGACAUACAAUGCUGAAUUAAUCUUCUUUUCUGUUACGUGUAACUUUAAUUUUUCUAAAAAUUUUUACCCAUUUCAUAUGGGGAAACAGUAUCAAAUAUAUGGAAAAAAAUUCAAAGUAUGAGAAAUUAUGAACAGUUAAGAUAUUUGGUUACCAAGUUAAAAUAAUCCAUAUUGAUAAUGGCUAGGUUCACAUUUAUUUAUUCUCUAUAAACUAUGUAUAUAUUUGAAUGCUAUUUCCUUAUGUAUAGAAUAUCAAAUACUUUGUUAAACUGUUUGAUUUGUAACUUGUAAAGAUUUGCUCAUCUCUUGUAUAAAAAGAAAUAAAGAAAAUAAUGAACUAAAUAUGUAUUGAACUUAAAAAUAUGUUUAU
Centruroides sculpturatus (bark scorpion) is the source of this 647-nucleotide messenger RNA. RefSeq lists its product as uncharacterized. The record is from RefSeq and is a predicted model, not a curated record. The transcript is spliced from 3 exons. The coding region runs from base 1 to 297 and encodes 98 amino acids. Gene Ontology annotation, cellular component: lysosomal membrane. NCBI's taxonomy places the organism in Eukaryota, Metazoa, Arthropoda, Arachnida, Scorpiones, Buthidae.